Molecule: messenger RNA, 4152 nt
Organism: Asparagus officinalis (garden asparagus)
Lineage: Eukaryota; Viridiplantae; Streptophyta; Magnoliopsida; Asparagales; Asparagaceae
Product: DExH-box ATP-dependent RNA helicase DExH6
Exons: 14
Coding region: 238-3885 (1215 amino acids)
Cellular component (GO): intracellular anatomical structure
Molecular function (GO): RNA binding; ATP binding
Source: RefSeq, a predicted model, not a curated record
CGAUUUCUCCCCCUCUUUAGGUCGCUCCUAUAAAAUCCAGAAACUAAACAAGGAGCGCUUCGAUCCCCCUUCGACUCCCAAAACUCAAACGAGGGCAAAGAAGAACGCCGACCGCAAAAGAAAUCAAAACGCCAUCGAAAUCAAUUAAGCGCCAAAAGAGGGGAAAAAAAAGAGAGAAGAGGAGUUUCAGAAACCCUAGCAACAGUGGCGAGGAAAAAAAGGAAAUCAGUGGAGGAAAUGGGGCGAAAUGGGCCGAAGAAGUCAAAAGGGGGCGGCGGCCAGCAGCAGGGCUCUGUGUCGGAGGCCACCCGUAUUCGAAUCGGCAAGAUUCUCGAGGAGUUUCGUGCUUCUGAUGCCCAAGUCCACACAUUUGAGCCUGGGAUGUCGAAACAAGAACGUGCUGCUGUUCACCAAAUGUGCCGUAAAAUGGGAAUGCUAUCAAAAAGUUCUGGGUAUGGGGAUCGACGCUGCCUUUCUGCGUACAAGACCAAGAAGAAUCAGAAAGCAAAUAAAGAUGAAGAAAUGGCUACUUGUCUGACAUUAUCUGAAGAGGCAAAAUAUGUGCUACAAGAUCUCUUCUCGUGUCACCCUCCUGAUGACGGAGAAUUGACUGAAGGUGCACUGGAGAAUCGUAGUGAGGCAGCUAGUAGAGUACGGAAACUAGAUUCUAGCUUUUGCAGGCCCAAAAUGCGCAAGGGUGAAAUUGCUAAGAAGGUGGAGCUGCUCGCAAAAAGAAUGAAUGGUGAUCCCCACUUAAGAAAGAUUGCGGAAAACCGAAGUAAACUUCCUAUUGCAUCCUUCAAGGAUGUCAUCACAGCGAAUUUAGAAACUCAUCAGGUUGUGCUAAUAGCAGGGGAGACUGGUUGCGGCAAAACUACUCAGGUCCCCCAGUAUAUCUUGGAUCAUAUCUGGGGUAAGGGUGAAACUUGCAAAAUUGUGUGCACACAACCAAGACGUAUAUCUGCUAUUUCAGUGGCUGAUCGAAUCUCUUACGAGAGAGGAGAAAAUGUUGGUGAUACCGUCGGAUAUAAGAUACGUCUGGAGUCUAAAGGAGGAAAACAAUCGUCAAUUAUGUUUUGCACAAAUGGGGUCCUUUUGAGGUUGUUAAUUAGCCGAGGCACAAAUGCAACGAAUGGAGAAACUGCAACCAAGCCGCUUACGGAUGGACUUCAGGGAAUAACCCAUGUUAUUGUGGAUGAAAUUCAUGAAAGGGACAGAUUUUCUGAUUUCAUGCUUGCAAUUUUCAGGGAUUUGCUGCCUGUAUGUCCUCAUGUGCGCCUGAUUCUCAUGAGUGCUACUAUUGAUGCUGAGCGGUUCUCUCAGUACUUUGGUGGCUGCCCUAUUAUUCAGGUCCCAGGAUUUACCCAUCCGGUCAAAUCUUUUUACUUGGAGGAUGUGCUAUCUAUAUUAAGAUCAGCAGAUGAUAACCAUGUGAAUCUUGCUGACUUAAGCAGUAUGGAGGACGUCACUUCGUUAACGGAAGAUUACAGAGCUGCUCUCGAUGAAUCAAUUGACUUGGCCUUAUCAAGUGAUGAAUAUGACCCUUUGCUGGAAUUAUUAUCCUCCAAGCAAACCUUGAAAGUGUACAACUACCAGCAUUCAUUAACUGGUAUAUCACCAUUGAUGGUGUUUUCUGGAAAAGGUCGGGUAGGGGAAGUUUGUAUGCUUCUUUCUUUCGGUGCCGACUGCUUUUUGACUGCCAAAGAUGGAAGCUCGGCAUUGGAUUGGGCUCAGAGAGAAAAUCAACAGCAGGUUUAUGAUAUAAUAAAAAAGCAUUUAGAGAAAGACUCAUCAAAAUUAGCUGAAGAGGAGGAGUUACUUGAGGAAUACCUAUCAAGUAUCAAUCCGGAACUUAUUGACACUGUACUCAUAGAACGCAUAGUUAAGAGAAUAUGUACUGACUCUAAGGAAGGGGCUAUUUUAGUGUUUCUUUCUGGAUGGGACGAUAUAAAUCAAACAAGAGAGAGGUUACUUGGUUCACCUUUUUUUGCAGAUAGCUCAAAGUUUAUUAUAUUUUCUCUCCAUUCUAUGAUUCCAUCUUCUGAGCAGAAGAAGGUCUUCAAACGUCCACCUUCUGGUGUUAGAAAAAUUAUCCUUUCGACCAACAUUGCUGAGACUGCUGUUACAAUUGAUGACGUUGUGUAUGUUAUAGAUAGUGGUAGGAUGAAGGAGAAAAGUUAUGAUCCUUAUAGCAAUGUAUCUACUCUUCAUUCCUCUUGGGUUUCAAAGGCUAGUGCAAGACAGCGUGAGGGCCGUGCUGGCCGUUGUCAACCAGGAACUUGUUACCAUCUCUAUUCAAAAAGCCGAGCAGCAUCUUUGCCAGACUACCAGGUUCCUGAAAUAAAGAGGAUACCUAUUGAGGAACUCUGUUUGCAGGUGAAGUUGCUCGACCCCCAACGUCAAAUAGCAGACUUUCUGCAGAAAACUUUGGAUCCUCCAGUUUAUGAAACUGUACGGAAUGGAAUCAUUGUUCUUCAGGACAUUGGUGCUUUAACUCUAGAUGAAAAACUUACAGAACUUGGGGAGAAACUGGGUGCACUUCCAGUUCAUCCAUCGACCAGCAAGAUGCUUCUGUUUUCAAUCUUGAUGAACUGUCUUGAACCUGCAUUAACUCUAGCAUGUGCAGCUGAUCACAGGGAACCAUUUGUUCUGCCCAUGGCCCCAGAAGAGAAGAAGAAAGCUGCCGCUGCAAAAGUUGAAUUAGCUUCCUUAUAUGGCGGCUAUAGUGAUCAGCUAGCAGUUGUUGCAGCUUUCGAGUGUUGGAAGCGAGCCAAAGAUAGGGGCCAAGAGUCUCAUUUCUGUACUAGGUACUUUGUUUCAUCCAACACUAUGGACAUGCUGUUUCACAUGCGUAAGCAGCUCCACACUGAACUGGUUAGGGUUGGAUUUAUUCCAGAGGACACUUCCGGUUGUAGCUUGAAUGCUCAGGAUGCAGGUAUAAUGCGGGCGGUACUCACAGCUGGUACUUAUCCAAUGGUUGGAAAACUGCUCCCACGUUGCAAACAGAAUAAAAGGGCUGUGGUGGAGACUGCUAGCGGUGCUAAAGUUCGCUUGCACCCUCAUUCCUCGAAUUUCAGUUUAUCUUUCAAUAAAUCUGGUGGCAACCCGCUUAUCAUCUAUGAUGAGGUGACUCGUGGAGAUGGAGGGAUGUACAUCAGAAAUUGCUCAUUGGUUGGGCCAUAUCCAUUGUUGUUGCUCGCAAUGGAGUUGGCAGUUGCCCCUGCCACCGUGAAUGAUGAAGACAGUGAUGAAGAUCUGGAAGCUUCUAGUGACGAGGAAGACAAAAUGGAAAAUAAUGCAUACUCUGGGGAGCAGGGAGGGGAGAUUAUGUCUUCUCCUGACAACACUGUUUCAGUUGUAGUUGAUCGGUGGCUUAAGUUCGAGUCAACUGCCCUUGAUGUUGCUCAGAUUUACUGCUUACGAGAGCGUCUCUCUGCUGCAAUGCUAUUUAAAGUGAAAAAUCCACAGGCAGUUCUACCCCCUGCACUUGGAGCAUCUAUGUACGCUAUUGCCUGCGUGCUUUCAUAUAAUGGAUUGUCCAGCGUAUCAUCCGGCGAUGAAUCUCUGGAACCCCAAGCAACAAAGCUGUACCCAGUUGACACAAACAAACCUUCUUCAGGAAGAAAAGGGUCUGCAUAUAUCCCACCUAAUGGUUUCUUAAGAUCUUUGAUGUCAGAUAACAACCGGGCAACCACUUCCCAUUCUCACAUGGGCAGAGGGCCAAUUCCUAAUGGCCCGCAACCUAAGAGAUUCCAGCAGCAAAACCCUAGGAAUGAAAGUCCAAAAACCAAAGCAGCUGCUGCUUCGAGCGGCAAUGGUGGUUUUGGCAAUGGUGGUACUCCUAAGAACAAUUCAUCUAAAAGACGAUGGCCUGGCAAGGGCUAGGAUGAUCAUUGUAUAUUAAAUAUAAUAUGCAGCUCCAAGGCUUUAUUUUUUGGUCCCUGCUGUGAUUAAGAUGUAGUAUUUACGUAGGUCCUUUUGGUUUUAUGAGGGGCAGUUGUAUAUGAUGUCUGCUUCUGGUGAAGGCGCUGAUAAAUUGAUCUAUAUCAGUCAAUCAUUUUGGCAGUAUUACAUUCAAACCCAUGGGUGGUGGUGUUCAUUGUAUACUUCAAACAAAGCAGACCUUAAUGAAAAUUUACUUUUGGCUGUAGA